AUGGCUAUCCGUGACCACUUCCGCCGCAGCGUCCGCAAGUCCGACGCAUCAGAUGUCGCCUCCGCCGCCUCGGGCCACCACUCCAACUCAUCCACCACGUCCUUCCAGCGCCUGGCCAAGACCUUCUCCUGGAAGCCCCGUUCCGACUCGUCCAGCAACGCCAGCAGCAACACGAGCUCGUCUUCCGAUGACGACACGCCGGCACCCUGCAUGACCGACGACAGGCCCGAAAAGGGCGUGCCCUCGUGGCUCAAGAAGAAGAACAAGCCCGCCAAGAAGCCCCUCUUCGCCGGCCUCAGCCUACCCACUCUCUACGGAGGCGGCGCCAAGGCCAGCAAGUCGGCCGUCGACCCCCGCGAGAAGCCCUUUACCGAGAUCAACCUCCGCCACCAGGAGAUGCUCUCCGGCUUCACCUUUACCUUUGGCAACCGCUGCGACAGCCGCCGGUCGAGCAUCCACGGCGGCAUCAGCCCCGGCACCUCGCGCAUGCCCUCCUUCGACGGCGGCAGCCGGCCCAUGCCCUCCGCCGCCGAUGACGACGAGAGGGACCCCUUUGACAACUUUGACGAGCACUUCCUCUCCCCCGCUGCUGCUCAACGGCGACCUGCCCUCUUCGCCUAAAAAGGCGGCUGUAAGGCCCUCGCCUUCCACAUUGAGCAUAACGAGUCACGAGACCAUCCUGCGACGAUUCGGCAAGGAUGCGAAAAGAAACUAAAUAUCCGACGGCAAGCUGUCAGACAGCACUGCGACGCAAUGCAGCGGAAUGACUUCCAACGGGCCAAUCACACCCGAUGAUCGUCCACUGCAUAUGACGACUAGAAAUCACACCCCAUAAAGCCGAUCUCUCACACUACUACUCCAUCUCUCACUUCCUUUCAUUGUUUCCUCUUUUAGUGUUUCACAGCAUUGGACAGGCGAGGCGUUCAGGAUCCGGACAUGUAUUUUUCAUCUGCUUGCUACCCAUCAUCCUU
This is a messenger RNA of Verticillium dahliae VdLs.17, 971 nucleotides long. RefSeq lists its product as uncharacterized. Lineage: Eukaryota; Fungi; Ascomycota; Sordariomycetes; Glomerellales; Plectosphaerellaceae. The record is from RefSeq and is a predicted model, not a curated record. The coding region runs from base 1 to 621 and encodes 206 amino acids. The transcript has a single exon.